Dendronephthya gigantea is the source of this 1295-nucleotide messenger RNA. Its product is annotated as E3 ubiquitin-protein ligase CCNB1IP1-like. Bases 214 to 1095 code for a protein of 293 amino acids. Gene Ontology annotation, cellular component: synaptonemal complex. NCBI's taxonomy places the organism in Eukaryota, Metazoa, Cnidaria, Anthozoa, Malacalcyonacea, Nephtheidae. The transcript is spliced from 14 exons. The record is from RefSeq and is a predicted model, not a curated record. Gene Ontology annotation, molecular function: ubiquitin protein ligase activity. Gene Ontology annotation, biological process: reciprocal meiotic recombination.
UCAGAGUUCAGAGUUAGCAAAUUUUAUGAGUAAGAGCAAAAUGAGAAAGCUCCGAGCAUGCGCAACCAAUCAUGAUGGCGACGUGGCGGGAAAUUUAAAAUCCAUUCAAUCAAAGAUUCAGUCUAAAAAUUAGUGCUGGAAAAACAAAAUAUUUUGGAUAAUCGAUAAAGUACGUUAUUAAAAGGAGAUCUAAAGAUAUGUCAGAUUUCAAACAUGGAUAACGACCUUCUUUGUAAUUUUAGAAAAUGUAGGAAACGCCUAAGCUCUUUCUCUUGGGUUACUUCUUGUUCGCAUAUAUUUUGUGAUGAGGAUGGUACUAGAGAGUUCAACAAAGCGUAUGUUUGCCCUGCUUGUGAGACGAAUUUGUCAGGGAAGUUUGAUAUCGUUCGAAUCGAUCUUCACCCAACAGAGCAAUACAAAUCGAUGAUUCUUGCAGGACAACGACCCGAGACAAUAAUGGAGAUUUGUUCCAGAGCUUUAUCAUUUUGGACAUACCAGGCGCAUCAAGAACGCACGUACCAAGAAUAUGUUUCAAGUAAAUCAAAAGAGAAAAAUAUUCAAUUGGAAAAUUAUUACGAACAAUUGAUUGCAAAAUCACAGCAAGAAAUAUCUUCAUUAAAGUCUGAAAUUUCAAAUAAAGUAAAAGAACUGGACGAGACGAGGAAGCGAUUACACGAAGCUUCUGAGAAAUUGCAAGAAAGAAGUCGACAACAUCAAAAACUUCAGGUUAUGUAUGAUACUUUGAGAAGGAAAUCCAUCAAUCACUCUGUAUUCAACUAUGGCGAAGGUUCACUCACUGCUGAUGUCGGGCGAAGAAGAAGUGCCUUUGAUUUGACAUUAGGAACUGCGGCAGAUAUAUUAUCGCGAAAUAGCCAUUCUAACAGUCUGGUUGAUCUAAGCCGUAUUCCUGGGAAUAAUAACGCAUUGGUAAAUUUACCUGAAAAAGAGUUUGUUUGGAAGCCAACGUCUACAGUGGAGGAUCAAUGUGAGGUACACACCCCCCUGCACAUUGAAGCACAAUCUCUGCACAAUCAGGCUCAUUUGGAAAUUCCGGGAUCAGGAAUAAAGCGACGUCUUGGAAUCAAGAAGAUGUGAAAUUGUAUGAGUUAUAUUUAUACAAGGGUUCAAAAUUGAUUUCCGCCACGCACACGAGACUUAAUAUAUAUAUAGAAAGAUUUUAGAAUACGUUUGCAAUAAAAAACUUUCUUAUAUAUCGAGUUACAACAUAGGCAAAUACUCUAGUAGUAUUCAAGUAUACAAUAAACCUUGGAACUCUUUUAGGUCCAAAGUUAUAU